Molecule: messenger RNA, 2082 nt
Organism: Anopheles merus
Lineage: Eukaryota; Metazoa; Arthropoda; Insecta; Diptera; Culicidae
Gene: IntS14
Product: integrator complex subunit 14
Exons: 2
Coding region: 153-2018 (621 amino acids)
Biological process (GO): snRNA 3'-end processing
Cellular component (GO): integrator complex
Source: RefSeq, a predicted model, not a curated record
ACAGCUGGCGUAUGGGAAAGAAAUCCGGGCGUAAACAUCUCAAACGCUGGUGCAGGAAAAUUGUCGAUUAAUUGGAAGAGGGGUUUUUCCAUGUUUGCCAGCGUGAUUUGGUAGCAGCGCAGAAGAAGCAGCCAAUCAUCCGAACACCAACCAUGCCAACGAUCAUCGCCCUGGACGUGUCGCUGUCGAUGUCGCGCCCCAUUCCGAACCAAACAACAGGCACCGGUGGGCCUGGAAGUUCGGGCUCGGAAAAUGUGCUCACCUACCAUCAGCUGGCCAUACAGGGCGUCAAUUACAUACUGGACUAUCUUUCCAAGCACGCCCGGCUGGAAUUUGUGUCUCUGAUCAUCUAUUCGUCGCUGUACGAGGUGUUGGUGGACUUUACGCGUGAUUACGACACGAUCCGGCAAGCGCUGCACAAGAUCGAGCACUACGACAAGACGAGCCUCGAGAACGUGCUGGUGGCGGUGAACAACGCGUUCAAGACGCACUGGGGCAGCCAGAACUACUGCCAGAUCAUCUUCAUCACCGACUGUGGCGUCGGCAUGGGACCGAGCUCGCUGAAGAACACGAUCAUCAACAUCCAGACGUACAAGGCGGCCUGUGUUGCGGCGGCCGCCACGGCUGCUGCUGCUGCGGCUGACGGGUCAUCCAAGGUGGCCACGAUCGGCAGUGCCGGCAGCGGUGCCGUCGUUCCACAGCCCUCCGAGAACCAGUGGGUUGGAUUUUCCUAUCCCAGCAAGCUGUCGUUCAUGUGUCUCGGUAGCCUGGCAACGGAUUCAGCGUUUCGCUGUGGCACAAAGCUGUACCAGCAGCUGCUGGACGUGAGCGGCCAGAAGGGGCAACUGUUUAUCCCACGCAUGAAGAUGAAGCACGAGAGCAGUGAGUCGGCAGGCGAUGAAGCGUCGCCGAAUGUCGGAGAUGAUGGUGAGGAUGGGUUGCGCCAGUUGACACGGGCCUCCUCGCUGGAAGCGUUCGAAACCAUGUGCGACACCAACUACCGGCAGUUUGAGGCAACGCUCCGCUGUGGCGGAUACUUUCGGCUGGAAGACCCCAUCACCGUCUGGCCGGCACCGUUGCCCUACACUGCGCGCGACCUGCUCGGAGCGGAGACGACGAAGCUAAUGUCCCGGCGCUUGGAGGUGUGUGGAUUUCUUCGCAUGGCGGACAUUGGAUCACCGAUGUCCGUCAGCAGACAUCUGGUACUGCCGCGCAGCAUUACGACUAGCUCGGGUGGUGGGUCUUCCGAGCAGGCCGAAGGUGGAAAAGGAGCAACCGCAAACGGUGGUUUGAAGAAUGGACAUGGUCACUCGUCAGCCGAGGAACGGCUCGAAGCUGACAUAAAAGCGUUUUACGCCAAAUCGGACGCCGGUGAGCAUCACGCACACGACGACCACCACGGACUGGAUGGGGCGGACGUGAACAAGGAGUCGGUCUGCGUUCUACUGCACGGUGCACUGAAGGUGGAAAACAUGGCCGCCCUGGUGCUGCUGGGGGACAAUUGGUACGGCUUCAUCUACUCGUACGCCGAUGGGAAGAAAAAGUGGAACCUCAUGCUGAACGUGCUUCCGCCCGGCAACGACGUAGUGCCGUGGCUGGGCGAUCUACGCUACCUCGGCACGCUGGAGGACGCAUUCCCGGGCGAAAACCCUUCCUUCCCGAUCAAGGCGGACAAGCGCAGCUACUCGCAAACCAUCGUCGUGUGGAUACGCCAGGCAAGCCUGCAGUCGGACAUCCAGAAGGUGCUGCGGCACGCGAAGAAGCUGCCGGAAAAGACGCAACACUUCUACAAGGAGCUGAACCGGAUUCGGCGCGCCGCCCUGUCGCUCGGGUUCGUCGAGCUGCUCGAGGGGCUGGCCAACAUUUUCGAGCGCGAAAUUAGCACGCUGCCGCUGAGCGCUUCGCCCGACUGUUCGAUGCAGCUGACGCACGCCGCGAUGGAGCUGCGCAAGACGAACAAUCGCGACCUGAAGUCCAUCAUACACGCGCUCCCGACGCAGUAUAACCAGCUAGGUUAGCGAGAGAGAGAGAGGUUGUUGUGGAGCGAUUUGAGAAAUAAAUAAGUUAUUUUAGUAAAAAAAA